GGGCGCUUCCGGUGCCCGCGGGCCGCCGUUGUCAGGGGUAACGGGCGCCAUCCUCGGAGCCGCCCUCCGGUCCGGAGCCCCCCUCUCGUCCAAGUCCAGCCCACAGCGGUCCCGAUCGUCUCCGCAGCUCUGACGCCGGCCCCGCCAUGGCCCUCUACUUCGACCACCGGAUCCAGCCCCCGGCCUGGGCGGGACCCCCCUCCCAGCUGACCUGGCACUCGCUGCAGCCGCUGCUGGCCGUGGCCUCCGUCACCGCCGCUUCAGGGGGCAGUGUGGAUCUGUACUCUGAGCAGGGGGAGCACCUUCGGGACACACACACGGAGAGGCCCUUCCGCGCGACGCGCCUGAGCUGGCACCCGACCCGGCCGAUCCUGGCCGUGGGCUGGGAGAGCGGAGAGCUGGUGAUACUCAACAAGCAGGACAAGGAGGAGCACGUGGCCCCGCCAACCCACACCGCCCACCUCACCGUCCUGGAGUGGAGCCCCAGCGGCAGCUGCCUUGUUUCGGGGGACCAGCUUGGUGUCCUGGUUCUUUGGAGGUUGGAUCAAAGGGGCCGGAUGCAAGGCACCCCUCUGUUGAAGCAGAAACUUGGCAAGCAGCUCACUCACUGCAUCUUUCGUCUUCCCCCUCCGGGCGAGGACCUGGUCCAGCUGGCGAAGGCGGCAGUAAGCGGUGACGAACGAGCCCUGGACAUGUUUAACUGGAAGAAAGGUGGCGUGGGCCGUCUCCUCAGACUGGGGCCCCAAGACGGACUCUCGUUCUUCAUCGGCUUAGUGGACGGGACGGUGCAUUACGUGGACGAGAAAGGCAAGACGAGCCGGGCCCUGUCGGCGGGCAGCACCCUCCAGAUGCUGCUGUACAUCGAGAAGAGGGAGAUGUUGGUGGUCGUCACCGAGAACCUGCUCCUGUCGCUCUACACCGUGUCCCUGGAGGGCGAAGCCGUGGAGACCUUGAAGGUGAAGUUGAGCGGGAAAACCGGGCACUCGGCUGACAUCACCCUGAUCGAAGGCAGCCUCCUGGUCACCGCCAUAGGCGAAACCGUCCUCAGGUUCUGGGAUUUGGAGCGCGGUGAGAAUUACGUGCUCUCUCCGGACGAGAAGCUUGGCUUUGAGGCGGGUGAGGGCAUCAACUGCGUCUCCUACUGCAGGGCCAAAGGUCUUCUGGCAGCUGGUACAAACAGAGGGAGAGUGGCUAUGUGGAAAAAAGUGGCAUUGGUCAAUCAGAGCACCCAAGCCUUGGAAGGCAAAGACCGGUGGGCUCUUCAAACCCCUACCGAGCUCGAGGGGAAUAUAACUCAGAUAAAGUGGGGCUCCCGGAAGAACCUGCUGGCCGCGAACAACCUGAGCUCCGUGGUGAUCCUCAGCGAACAGGCCAUGGCGUCCCACUUCCACCAACAAGUAGCAGUAGUCCAGGUGUCCCCCAGCCUCCUCAACGUGACCUUCCUCUUCUCCGGGGUCACCUACAGCCUCCGCACAGACAUGCACAUCAGUGGCACUUUUGCCACCAAGGAUGCCGUGGCAGUCUGGAACGGCAAGCAGGUCUCCAUCUUUGAGCCCUCUGGUGCCAUCUUGAGAAACGCAGGUACCUUCCCCUGUGAGUCUCCAGUGCUGGCAAUGCACGAAGAAAACGUUUACACCGUGGAGCCGAACCGGAUUCAAGUCCGCACCUGGCAGGGGACCGUCAAGCAGCUGCUGAUGUUCUCAGAGACGGAGGGCAACCCCUGCCUGCUGGACGUCUGUGGCAAUUUCCUGGCCGUAGGCACAGACACGGCUCACUUCAAAGUCUUCGAUCUGUCUCGCAGGGAGGCCAAAGUCCACUGCAACUGCAAGAGCCUGGCCGAGUUAGUUCCCAACAUGGGAACCAUCGCCUCCAUCAAGUGUAACGCCAACGGAAAUAAAAUCAGCGUCCUGAUUAGCAAGCCUGACAACAGUCUCGACUCGAAGAUUGGCUUCUACGACGUGGAAAUGGAUACCGUCCUUCUCUUCGAUUGCAAGACUGGCCAAACGAAUGCGGGCAAUAACUUCUCCUUCUCUGGGCAGGAGAAUAAGAAGCCCGGGAUCUCUGGGAAUCAGGGGCUCUUCAAUCACGUCCCAGUUAACCACUUCUGGGACCAGAGCGAGCCGAGGCUCUUCGUGUGUGAAGUCUCCCAGAAAGACCUGAAGCCCCAGCAGUCCCAGCAGCUUCAGCAGAUGGCUAAGAAGACGCAGCGGCCGAACAAGGACACUGACCUCCCGGCGGAUGUUUUGAUAAUAUCUUUCUUCAGCACCGAAGAGCACGGCCUCUUGCUUCAGGAGAGCUUCCCUCGGCCGGCCGCUUACCAGGCCCUGCUGGGCCUCGAGGUGCCACAUUAUUACUUCGCCAGGAAGCCAGGAGAGACGGAGAAAGAAGAACCGGCAGAUUCCGGAUCCUCACAGAUCCCCCCCAUGGUAGCCAGGAAACCCCUGCGAGACUUUAUCGGACUGGAAGGGUGCGACAAACCUACCCGGGACGCGAUGCUCAAUUUCAGUUUCUUCGUCACCAUCGGCGAUAUGGACGAGGCCUUCAAGUCCAUCAAGCUCAUCAAAAGUGAAGCCGUGUGGGAGAACAUGGCCCGCAUGUGUGUGAAGACCCAGCGGCUGGACGUGGCCAGGGUGUGCCUCGGGAACAUGGGCCAUGCCAGGGGCGCCAAGGCCCUGCGGGAGGCCGAGCAGGAGCCCGAGCUGGAAGCCAGAGUGGCCAUGCUGGCCAUCCAACUGGGCAUGCUGGAGGAAGCAGAGCAGCUGUACCUCAAGUGCCAGCGCUACGACCUGCUGAACAAGUUCUACCAGGCCUCGGACCAGUGGCAGCGGGCCAUGGGCAUCGCCGAGAAGCACGACCGCGUGCACCUGCGCACCACCUACUAUAAUUACGCCAAGCACCUCGAGGCUACCGACAACUGCAGCCUCGCCCUGAUCUACUACGAGAAGUCCGACACCCACCGCUUCGAGGUGCCGCGGAUGCUCGCCGAGGACCUCCAAGCCCUAGAGCUUUACGUCAACAAGAAUCAGGAUAAGACCCUGUGGAAGUGGUGGGCCCAGUACCUGGAGAGCCAGGCCGACAUGGACUCGGCCCUGCGCUACUACGAGUUGGCUCAGGACUACUUCUCCCUAGUCCGCAUCUACUGCUUCCAGGGCAACAUCCAGAAGGCCGCGGAGAUCGCCAACGAGACGGGAAACUGGGCGGCGUCGUACCACCUGGCCCGCCAGUACGAGAGCCAGGAGGAGAUCAAACAGGCGGUGCACUUCUACACCCGGGCCCAGGCUUUUAACAACGCCAUCCGCCUCUGCAAGGAGAAUGGUCUGGAUGACCAGCUGAUGAACCUGGCUCUGAUGAGUUCCCCCGAGGACAUGAUCGAGGCGGCCCGCUACUACGAGGAGAAGGGGGAGCUGAUGGACCGUGCCGUCAUGCUUUACCACAAGGCCGGCCACUUCUCCAAGGCCCUGGAACUGGCCUUCGCCACGCAGCAGUUUGUGGCCCUGCAGCUCAUCGCCGAGGACUUGGACGAGAAGUCGGACCCGGCCCUGCUGGCCCGCUGCUCCGACUUCUUCAUCCAGCACGGCCAGUUCCAGAAGGCCGUGGAGCUGCUGCUCGUCGCCAAGAAGUACCACGAGGCCCUGCAGCUGUGCCUGGAGCAGAACAUGACCAUCACGGAGGAGAUGGCCGAGAAGAUGACCGUCUCCAAGGCCUCCGAGGACCUGCCCGAGGAGGCGCGGCGUGACCUGCUGGACCAGAUCGCCAACUGCUGCAUGCGCCAGGGGAGCUAUCAUCUGGCCACCAAGAAGUACACACAGGCGGGGAACAAAGUCAAGGCCAUGAGAGCCCUCCUCAAGUCUGGGGACACGGAGAAAAUUGUGUUUUUUGCUGGAGUUUCCAAGCAGAAGGAAAUUUACAUCAUGGCGGCCAACUACCUGCAGUCCCUGGACUGGCGCAAGGAGCCGGAGAUCAUGAAGAACAUCAUUAGCUUCUACACCAAAGGGAGGGCCCUGGACCUCCUGGCCGGCUUCUACGAUGCCUGCGCUCAGGUGGAGAUCGACGAAUAUCAGAACUAUGAGAAGGCCCACGGCGCGCUGACGGAGGCCUACAAGUGUCUGGCCAAGGCGAAGGCCCAGAACCCCAUGGAGCAGGAGACCAAGCUGGCCCAGCUGCACGGCAAGCUGACCCUGGUGAAGAGAUUCAUCCAAGCACGGAGGAUCUGCUCCGAGGACCCCAAAGAGUCGGUCAGGCAGUGCGAGCUGCUCCUGGAGGAGCCCGAUGUGGACGACACCAUCCGCAUCGGGGACGUGUUCGGGUUUCUGGUGGAGCAGUACGCGGAGAUGGGCGAUUUCAAGAAGGCCCAUGGACACCUGGAGGAGAUGCGGCGGAGACUCCCGUCGGCCAACCUGCCGUACUACGUGAACCAGCAGACAGUGGAUGCGGUGCACCGCAGCUUGGGCCUCCCCCUGGGCCGCAGCGGCGUCUCCGAGCGGCUGCGCCACAACAGCGUGGAGGACGGAGGCAGGGAGGCAGCGGCGGCUGACGACGAUGAUGUGGUGGAGGAGGUGGAGGACGAUGACGACCUCUGACUGCCCCCCGGCAGAUGCCUGCCGGCCACCUGGGGGGCUCCUCCCGCACACCCCACUGAACCACCAGGGACGGACCCAGGGCUCACCACCUGGGUGGGGAAAGGGGGGAAAUUGUGGGCUGACAGGUCUAAUUCCCCCAUUUUGGAAAGAAUAUUGCUGAUAUUUGGCAUUAAAGGUUUGUUAA
Molecule: messenger RNA, 4764 nt
Organism: Tachyglossus aculeatus (Australian echidna)
Lineage: Eukaryota; Metazoa; Chordata; Mammalia; Monotremata; Tachyglossidae
Gene: IFT140
Product: intraflagellar transport 140
Exons: 30
Coding region: 147-4580 (1477 amino acids)
Biological process (GO): intraciliary retrograde transport
Cellular component (GO): axoneme; ciliary basal body; intraciliary transport particle A
Molecular function (GO): protein binding
Source: RefSeq, a predicted model, not a curated record